Messenger RNA from Paramecium pentaurelia, 852 nucleotides. Lineage: Eukaryota; Ciliophora; Oligohymenophorea; Peniculida; Parameciidae. The record is from the annotation of a GenBank genome assembly.
AAGCUUUAUGCUCAAUCGAACAGAUAAGAGCUCAUAGUUCAGACGAACAAAUUAAAGUAUGGAAGGUGCUUCUAGAAAAGAUAUUAUUUCAGAUUAAAAAUCCAGAAAGGAAUUAGGAGUUCCUUAGGAGGAUGAUAGAAAAAUGAUUGGAUCAAAAGAAAGUGAAAAAAGAUCUCAAAUUAAAAUUGGAAGUCAUUAAUAAUCAAGAAAGACUCUUAGAGGAUAGGAUGAAGAAGAAAAAGGAGCAAAAGUUAUAGGAGAAGGUAGAUUAGAUGAAUAUGGAGAAGAAGAAGAGGAUAUUGUUUGUUUAAGGUUUCCUCAUUUAUCAUUUUGUCCUUAUAAUUAUCAAUCUCAAUUAAAAGAGACUUUAUUUGUUGAAAUUUAACCUGGAAUUUAUCUUUGUGGAUUUGCAAUGGGUUUAUGGACAAAAUUUUUAUUAUAAAAAGCAGUAACAAAUGUAUUGAAUUUAACCUCGAUGGAAUAUACAAAAAGAACUAAAUAUUUUAAAUAUUUAAACAUUGAUGUUCACAAUACUUCUGAUGAGGAUAUUAAAAAACACUUUAGAAUAAGUAAUAGAUUCAUUAGAGAAGUAGAAUAUUUUAAUAAAUUAUUAUAUAGACAUUACUAUAAAAAGGGAAAGUGCUUAUUCAUUGUAGAGAUGGACUUAAUAUUGGUCCAUGCUUUAUCUUAGCUUAUUUGAUAAAUGAGAUAAAAGUACCUUUGAAAUUAGGUAUUGAAAUGUUACAGAGUCUAAUACCCCAAUUAGAUAUUGCUGUUCAUUUCUAUAAACAAUUAGAAUAAUAUGAUUUAGAGAAGUUGGCUCUAUUAUAAAUAAAAACUAAAGAUUCAUGA